AUGGAAUAUCUCUCUAGGAUUCUGGCCAAAGUUGGAAAGAAGAGCAACUCAUCUAAAGCUACAGUCAUUGCUGUGAUAUCAACUUUAAUUUUCGUGGUACUAAGCAUCUCCAUCUGCGUCUAUUUCAUAAGAGUGAAGAGGGCAAAGAAAAAGGUUACAUAUGGCCCCUCAUUUGAAGAAGAAGAAGAUAUUAUAAAUGAUGAGUUCUUGCAAUACGAUUUUGGCACAAUCAAUGAUGCGACGGAUAAUUUCUCAGUGGAAAAUAAACUUGGAGAGGGUGGAUUCGGUGCUGUUUACAGAGGUAGGCUUCCAAAUGGAGAGGACAUAGCCGUGAAAAGGUUGUCUACGGAUUCAGGCCAAGGAGAGCUGGAGUUCAAGAACGAGGUGUUGUUACUUGCCAAGCUUCAACAUCGAAACCUUGUCAAGUUACGCGGUUUUUGCUUGGAAGGAAGUGAAAGACUUCUUCUUUAUGAGUUCGUUCCAAAUGGAAGUCUCGAUCGCUUCAUAUUUGAUCCAAUCAAGCGUGCAAAUUUUGAUUGGGACAGUCGUUAUAAAAUUAUACAAGGCAUUGCUCGAGGUUUGCUUUACCUUCACGAAGAUUCUCGUCUAAGAAUUAUUCAUCGUGAUCUCAAAGCUAGUAAUAUUUUAUUGAACGAAGAAAUGAAUCCUAAUAUAUCAGAUUUUGGCAUAGCAAGAUUGUUUGUCCUGGAAGACCAAACUCAAGACAACACAAGACGAGUCGUGGGGACCUAUGGAUAUAUGGCUCCCGAGUACGCAAAACGUGGGCGAAUUUCAUUUAAAUCUGAUGUGUUUAGUUUUGGAGUAUUAUUACUGGAAAUACUGAGUGGACAGAGAAAUGGUUCUUUUCGUCAUGGUGAGAACACAGAACACCUAUUGAGCUAUACAUGGAGAAGUUGGAGAAACGGGACAAUUUCCAAUAAUCUUGUGGAUCCCCUAAUGAGAGUUGGUUCAGGAUCUCACGACAUAAUGAGAUGCGUACACAUUGGAUUGCUUUGCGGUCAAGAAAAUGUAGCUGAGAGGCCAACCAUGAAUUCAAUUGUUCUCAUGCUCAACAGCCACUCUUUUUCUCUUCCAAUACCCUCACACCCUGCAUUUCUCAUGCACAGUGACGCAUCAGCCAUGUCAUUAGCGUCCCAUCCAAAUUCAGGGGACUUGUUAGUUCAAGCAUCUCGAAAUGAAGCUACAAUAAGUGAACUACAUCCACGCUAGCGCGACCACUUGUCAUGAUUAAUAGGAUUGAGGUUCUUUCUUAAAACUAAUUGAUGUUAAAUAUAGAAACUCUUUCUUUUAUUAAG
Humulus lupulus (European hop) is the source of this 1316-nucleotide messenger RNA. Its product is annotated as cysteine-rich receptor-like protein kinase 10. The transcript is spliced from 7 exons. Gene Ontology annotation, molecular function: ATP binding; protein kinase activity. Gene Ontology annotation, biological process: protein phosphorylation. Bases 1 to 1230 code for a protein of 409 amino acids. The record is from RefSeq and is a predicted model, not a curated record. Lineage: Eukaryota; Viridiplantae; Streptophyta; Magnoliopsida; Rosales; Cannabaceae.